GACUCGGCCACCAUUUGGUCUCAAGGAAGAGAGAGAAAGAGGAUUGAAGGUUUUGGUCCGUCGCAACAACAAGUAGAGAGUAGUAGAGAAGAUAUAGAAGAAAUCACUUUCAAUCUUGCCGUUUCUUUCUUCCAUUUCACAACAAUCAAAGUCAUCUGGGUUUCAUCGGAUCUCCAUGCCAAGAAGAAGAAUUGCUUGAUUGAAUGGAAAACCCAACUUCAUCUUCUACAACAGGUCCUAGAUUUCAUCCACAAGUAAUGAUCCCUCAAGAUCACAAUCAUUCACCUUCCAUUAAAACCCCUCCACCCCUUAAUGGUAUAAGAACAACAGCAGGAGGAGGAGCAGGAGGAGGAAGCCCCCUCCUUCAUUUAAGCACCCCACCCGGUCCUCCCGUCUUCUCUUCCCCAAUCCAACCAGCAGCAGUCCCGAUCCGAACAUCUCCAUCAACCCCACAACCUUUAGCUCUCUCUUCAGAAUCCCCUUUACCCAAUUCUCCCCAGAUCCACCACGAUGAUUCAUAUACCCCUGUUGGCGAAUCACCAUACGUCUUGUUCUCCGCUCACAAGGUUUUGAAACUAAAGAAGUUGAGGAACGUACCAAGCUUAGGAUUUGGAGCAUUGGUUUCACCCGGAGGAGAUAUUUCAUCAUGCCCCCAAAUCAUCCAACGAGAACCCCAUCGCUGUCAAAGCUGCGGCGCCUUUUCAAACCCUUAUUGCGAAAUCUUAACAGGGUCAGGUCAAUGGCAAUGUAUAAUUUGCAGGAAUCUUAACGGUAGUGAAGGAGAGUAUAUCGUUCCAUCUAAAGAAGAGCUUCGCUGUUUCCCCGAACUGUAUUCUCCACUCGUUGAAUACGUUCAAUCAAGAAGGACAGGUUUCUCCCCCAUUUCCGACUCAAGAACAUCGUCCCUCAUCGUCCUCGUAAUCGACGAAUGUCUAGACGAAUCGCAUCUCCAACAUCUACAAAGUUCGUUGCAUGCGUUUCUUGAUUCUCUUCCGCAAACGACUCGAAUUGGGAUCAUAACUUACGGUCGAACGGUCUCUGUUUACGAUUUCUCAGAGGAAUCAACUGCUUCUGCAGAUGUCUUGCCGGGGCAAAUAUCACCCACGAAGGACGCGUUGAAAUCGUUGAUUUACGGGACUGGGUUGUAUUUAUCGACCGUUCAUGCGUCCCUCCCGGUUGCUCAUUCGAUCUUUUCGUCGUUUCGUCCCUAUAAACGGAACCUUCCUGAAGCUUCUAGAGACCGAUGUCUAGGAACAGCUGUGGAAGUUGCUUUCGGAAUAAUCCAAGGCCCAUCGGCUGAUAUCGUCAAGAGAAAUGCAGUAAACGCUAGGGUUAUAGUUUGUGCAGGAGGGCCAAACACGUUUGGUCCUGGAUCGGUUCCACAUUCGGUUAGUCAUCCGAACUACCCCUACAUGGAGAAAACCGCGCUUAAAUGGAUGGAGAAUCUCGGGCGAGAAGCUCACCGGAAUAACAUAGUAACUGACAUUCUAAUCGCGGGAACUUGUCCGGCUAGAGUUCCGACGCUGCAACCGCUGGCGAAGGCCUCUGGCGGGGUGGUUAUCCUACAUGAUGAUUUCGGGGAGGCGUUUGGUGUUAACCUACAAAGGGCUUCCUCUAGGACGGCCGGUUCUCAAGGGCUGUUGGAAAUUCGGUGCUCGGAUAAUAUUUCGGUUUCACAAGUUAUAGGACCGGCCGUGGCUGCGCAAACCGACAGUCAUGAGAAUUUUAAGAAUGACGCUGCGGUUUCUAUGCAGAUUCUCAGCGUCGAGGAAACGCAAAGCUUCUCGAUUUCAAUGGAGAUAGGGGGAGAUAUCAAGAGCGAUUAUGUAUACUUUCAGUUUUCCGUUCAGUACUCGAAUAUAUAUCAGGCUGAUAUUUUGAGGGUGAUUACCGUUCGUUUGCCUACUGUGGAUAGCAUUUCGGCGUAUCUAGAGAGUGUUCACGAUGAGGUGGCGGCGGUUUUGAUUGCUAAGAGGUCGUUGCUGCAAGCAAAAUCGUUUUCGGAUGCGAAUGAGAUGCGGGUUAUGUUAGAUGAGAGAAUUAAGGAUAUCGCUUUGAAAUUUGGGUCCCACAUGCCGAAGAAAUCGAAGGUUAACCGUUUUCCAAAGGAGCUUUCCUUGUUGCCGGAGUUGUUGUUUCAUCUUAGGAGGGGUCCCCUUUUGGGUAGUAUUAUUGGACAUGAAGAUGAGAGGUCGGUUUUGAGGAAUUUGUUUUUGAAUGCUUCGUUUGAUUUGUCUCUACGAAUGAUGGCGCCUAGGUGUUUAAUGCAUCGGGAGGGUGGGACAUUCGAGGAAUUACCUGCUCAUGAUCUUGCUAUGCAAUCCGAUGCGGCGGUUGUUCUUGAUCAUGGAACCGAUGUCUUCAUUUGGUUGGGAGCUGAACUUUCGAUACAAGAAGGAAAAAGUGCUGCAGCUUUGGCAGCUUGUAGAACAUUGGCUGAAGAGAUAACAGAAAUGAGGUUUCCUGCUCCAAGGAUAUUAGCAUUUAAAGAGGGUAGUUCACAGGCUCGAUUUUUUGUACCUCGGUUGAUACCAGCGCACAAAGAUCCUCCUUAUGAGCAGGAGGCAAGAUUCCCACAACUCCGGGCAUUGUCGACUGAGCAGAGGACCAAGUUGAAAAGUAGUUUUGUGCACUUCGAUGAACCGAGUUUCUGCGAGUGGAUGCGUGGCUUGAAAGUACUGCCACCAGAACCAAUCUAAUUUGGAAGAGGUAAAAAAGAAGUUGAUGGAUUUUGUCAUGAAAACAGACAUUUGAUCUUUCACAAUUUUCUGCUUCAAAGUGUUAUAGAAGGAGAAAAGGAGGCAGGGACGGAUUACUGAAAAUGGAUCAUUUUUUGAGUUUUUGUGGGUUUUGUUUGUAGAACUCUCUUUGAAAUUCUUAAAUUUUUUUAAUACCGGAACUUAGAAUAAUGUUCAAUAUUUGCUUUCAAUAUGGAUUCAUAUUGUAUACUAAAGCAUCCCUUGAAA
This is a messenger RNA of Impatiens glandulifera, 2966 nucleotides long. RefSeq names its product protein transport protein SEC23. The transcript has 6 exons. The coding region runs from base 204 to 2699 and encodes 831 amino acids. Lineage: Eukaryota; Viridiplantae; Streptophyta; Magnoliopsida; Ericales; Balsaminaceae. Gene Ontology annotation, molecular function: GTPase activator activity; zinc ion binding. The record is from RefSeq and is a predicted model, not a curated record. Gene Ontology annotation, cellular component: endoplasmic reticulum exit site; COPII vesicle coat. Gene Ontology annotation, biological process: endoplasmic reticulum to Golgi vesicle-mediated transport; COPII-coated vesicle cargo loading; intracellular protein transport.